Phragmites australis (common reed) is the source of this 1348-nucleotide messenger RNA. RefSeq names its product putative casein kinase II subunit beta-4. Gene Ontology annotation, molecular function: protein kinase regulator activity. The record is from RefSeq and is a predicted model, not a curated record. NCBI's taxonomy places the organism in Eukaryota, Viridiplantae, Streptophyta, Magnoliopsida, Poales, Poaceae. Bases 213 to 1043 code for a protein of 276 amino acids. The transcript is spliced from 5 exons. Gene Ontology annotation, cellular component: cytoplasm; protein kinase CK2 complex.
UGCAUCCCCACCCCUCCCUCCCCUCAAAAUUCGCAGCGUGUCCUUUCCACGCUCUCGUGCUCCCCCUUCCUCCAUUUCCUCUUCCCCGGCUCCUCCCCGCCCGCGCAAAACCUAACCCUAGCCAGCCUAGCUAGCUUUGGUCCGCGGCGCCAAUGGCGCGCCCCGUGUGAGAUUGAGAGAGGCCGCAGCGGGGGAAGCUCGUCGGGGGAGAGAUGUAUAAGCAGGGGGGAGGGGGCGGGGCGGGGCUGGACCGGAAGCGCAUCAGCGACGCGCUCGACAAGCACCUCGAGAAGGCGGUCGCCGCGGCUUCGCCAUCCACGUCGAGGGGGUCGGCGGGCGGCGGCGGCGGGCGCGACCACCACCGCCUCGUCGUGCCCUCCUCCGCGUCAUCCAUCCCCAAGGGCCGCGGCUCAGAAGGUGAGUCUGAUUCUGAUAGUGAAGCAUCAGAUGUUAGCGGCUCUGAUGGAGAAGACACCUCAUGGAUUUCAUGGUAUUGCAACCUAAGAGGGAAUGAAUUCUUCUGUGAAGUCGAUGAUGAUUACAUUCAAGAUGACUUCAACCUUUGUGGCCUUAGCAGCCAAGUUCCAUAUUAUGACUAUGCUCUCGAUCUCAUUUUAGAUAUCGAGUCCUCUCAUGGUGAUAUGUUCACUGAAGAACAAAAUGAGCUUGUAGAAUCAGCAGCAGAGAUGUUGUAUGGACUAAUUCACGCACGAUAUGUUUUGACCAGUAAAGGACUUGCUGCAAUGCUGGAGAAGUAUAAGAACUAUGACUUUGGACGAUGCCCACGAGUUUACUGCUGCGGCCAACCAUGCCUACCGGUUGGGCAAUCAGAUAUUCACCGCUCUAGUACUGUGAAGAUAUACUGCCCCAAGUGUGAAGACAUCUACUAUCCACGGUCCAAGUACCAAGGCAAUAUCGACGGCGCAUACUUUGGGACAACAUUUCCCCAUCUGUUCCUGAUGACAUACGAGCACCUCAAGCCUCAGAAGCCCUCGCAGUGCUACGUUCCUCGUGUGUUCGGCUUCAAGCUCCACAAGCCAUGAACCUCGUGUACUUGGCUUUUAAGCUCCACAAGUCAUGACCCUCGUGUAUUUGGCUUUUAAGCUCCACAAGCCGCGCCUGGAAGCUAAGGAAACGGGAAUUUUGCAGGUCUAGAGGCCCUUGAAGACUACGUGUAAGAGUGCUCUCGGCAAAUAGGUAAAAUACUAAGCAUGCUGCCGCACGCUUGUACCUAGGCUGGGCAGACCUAUUCGACAUUUGAGUGUAGCUCUGAAGGACAUCAAUGUUGUAUGUAACCUAAUUCCUGUUGUUGUUUGAUUAGUAAAUCUGGACCUCUUACGGUGUAGAA